AUGCCCCUCCCAGGCUCAGAUACUGAGGUUAAAGCCUCCAGCGAAGCUGCAGAAAACUUCGCCAGUCACUACUACCAGGCCAUAAACAACCGAUCAACGCUUCUUCCCUUCUAUAUCAACUCUUCACCACGCUACUCUAUCGCUGCCGACAUCUCCAUCAACGGCUCUGUUGUUGCCACACCUGCCGAUUACACCACACUACUGGAGGCGCAAGGGCAAGGCGUGCGCUACGAGAUAGAAUCUCUAGAUGCGCACGUUAUCAAUCCCUCAUCAAAGUAUGGCGCACCCGACAACAUUCAUGACAACAAUAAAGUAGAGAAGAAUGGAAGCCGGAUGACCAUUGUGGUCACGACAAUGGGAAGAGUGCAAUUCGGCAAAGGACGGGAAGCACCACGGAAAAUGUUCAACGAGACCUUUGUGCUGGUACCAAACUGGGAUUCUAUGGCCAGGAACCCUCCCCGAGGCGUCAAGCGAUGGCUAAUCAUGUCGCAAAAUUUUCGCGCAUUAUGA
Messenger RNA from Metarhizium brunneum ARSEF 3297, 510 nucleotides. RefSeq lists its product as uncharacterized. Gene Ontology annotation, biological process: poly(A)+ mRNA export from nucleus. The record is from RefSeq and is a predicted model, not a curated record. NCBI's taxonomy places the organism in Eukaryota, Fungi, Ascomycota, Sordariomycetes, Hypocreales, Clavicipitaceae. Gene Ontology annotation, cellular component: nuclear pore central transport channel.